AUGGCGAAGGGCGUGAAAAGCCCCAAGGGCAAGAAGAUCACCCUGAACGUGGCCAAGAACUGCAUCAAGGUCACGUUGGACGGCCGCAAGCGCCUGGACUUGAGCAAGAUGGGCAUCACCACCUUCCCCAAGUGCAUCCUGCGGCUCAACGACGUGGACGAGCUGGACCUCAGCCGGAACCUGCUCAGGAAGAUCCCGGACUCCAUCUCCAGGUUCCAGAACCUGCGCUGGCUGGACCUGCACAGCAACUACAUCGACAAGCUCCCCGAGUCCAUCGGCCAGAUGACCACCCUGCUCUACCUCAACGUCAGCAACAACAGGCUCACCACCAACGGCCUGCCCGUGGAGCUGAACCAGCUCAAGAACAUCCGCACCGUCAACCUGGGCCUCAACCACCUGGACAGCGUGCCCACCACGCUGGGGGCCCUCAAGGAGCUCCACGAGGUCGGGCUGCACGACAACCUGCUCAGCUCCAUCCCCGCCAGCAUCUCCAAGCUCCCCAAGCUCAAAAAGCUCAACACCAAGCGGAACCCCUUCCCGAAGAAGGAGGAAUCCGAAAUAUUCUCCGACUCCAUCAAGAGGCUGGAAAAUGUAUUCCUGGUGGAGGAGAAGGAUCUGUGCGCGAACUGCCUGAGGAAAUGCCAGCAGGCCCGCGAGAAAUUGAACAAAAUCAAGAACAUGGCCGCGGCCACGCCGAGAAAGGCCAUCUUUUCCAGUCUGGUCUCACCUAACUCUUUGGCCAAGGACUCCCAGGAAGACUGGAGGUGA
Molecule: messenger RNA, 768 nt
Organism: Lepus europaeus (European hare)
Lineage: Eukaryota; Metazoa; Chordata; Mammalia; Lagomorpha; Leporidae
Gene: LRRC18
Product: leucine rich repeat containing 18
Exons: 1
Coding region: 1-768 (255 amino acids)
Molecular function (GO): protein binding
Source: RefSeq, a predicted model, not a curated record